GCGGGGCCGGACGGGGCGCGGCCGAAGCGGGGCCGAAGGCGGCCGAAGCGGGGCCGAAGGCGGCCGAAGCGGGGCCGAAGGGGGCCGAAGCCGGACCAGAGCCGGGCCGAAGCGGGGCCGAAGCCGGACCAGAGCCGGGCCGAAGCGGGUCAGGGGCAGGCCGGUAGCGCAGCAUCCCCGCCAGGAUGAACGCGGUGCUGGCGGUCCGGCAGUACGUGUCCAAGAUGAUCGAGGACAGCGGCCCCGGCAUGAAGGUGCUGCUGAUGGACCGGGAGACGACCGGCGCCGUGAGCGUGGUGUACACCCAGUCCGAGAUCCUGCAGCGCGAGGUUUAUCUCUUCGAGCGCCUCGACUCACCCAACAGGGAGCCCAUGAAGCACCUCAAGGCCAUCUGCUUCCUGCGGCCCACCAAGGAGAACGUGGAGCUCCUGGUGCAGGAGCUGCGAAGGCCCAAGUACAGCAUCUACUUCAUCUAUUUCAGCAACGUCAUCAGCAAGAGCGAUGUGAAGGCCUUGGCCGAGGCCGAUGAGCAGGAGGUCGUGGCUGAAGUCCAGGAGUUCUAUGGCGACUACAUUGCGGUGAACCCACACGUCUUCUCCCUGAACCUCCUGGGCUGCUGCCGGGGCCGCAGCUGGGACCCGGCUCAGCUCACCAGGACAACCCAAGGGCUCACUGCUCUGCUCCUGUCCCUGAAGAAGUGCCCCAUGAUCCGGUACCAGCUCUCCUCAGAGCCAGCGAAGCGCUUGGCCGAGUGUGUGAAGCAAGUGAUCACGAAGGAGUACGAGCUGUUUGAUUUCCGGCGCACAGAGGUCCCUCCCCUGCUCCUCAUCCUGGACCGGUCGGACGAUGCCAUCACCCCACUCCUGAACCAGUGGACGUACCAGGCCAUGGUCCACGAGCUGCUGGGGAUCAACAACAACCGCAUCGACCUGUCCCGGGUGCCGGGGAUCAGCAAGGACCUGCGGGAGGUCGUCCUGUCAGCUGAGAACGACGAGUUCUACGCCAACAACAUGUACCUGAACUUCGCCGAGAUUGGCACCAACAUCAAGAACCUGAUGGAGGAUUUCCAGAGGAGGAAGCCAAAGGAGCAGCAGAAGCUGGAGUCCAUAGCAGAUAUGAAGGCCUUUGUGGAGAACUACCCUCAGUUCAAGAAGAUGUCAGGCACAGUGUCCAAGCACGUGACAGUGGUGGGGGAGCUGUCCCGGCUGGUGGCGGAGCGGAACCUGCUGGAGGUGUCAGAGGUGGAGCAGGAGCUGGCCUGCCAGAAUGACCAUUCCAGUGCCCUCCAGAGCGUGCGGCGGCUGCUGCAGAGCCCGCGGGUGUCGGAGCUGGACGCGGCACGGCUGGUGAUGCUCUACGCGCUGCGCUACGAGCGCCACGCCAGCAGCGGCCUCCCGGCGCUGCUGGAGGAGCUGCGCGGCCGCGGCGGCACCGACAGGUACCGCAAGCUGGUGUCUGCCGUGGUGGAGUACGGAGGGAAGCGUGUCCGAGGCAGUGACCUGUUCAGCCCCAAGGAUGCCGUGGCCAUCACCAAGCAGUUCCUCAAAGGCCUGAAGGGCAUCGAGAACGUGUACACCCAGCACCAGCCCCUGCUCCAGGAAACCCUGGACCAGCUCAUCAAGGGAAAGCUCAAGGACAGCCAGUAUCCCUACCUGGGCCCCAACACACUCCGGGACAGGCCUCAGGACAUUAUCGUGUUCCUCAUCGGAGGGGCCACCUACGAGGAGGCUCUGACCGUGUUCAACCUGAACCGCUCCAACCCCGGCGUCCGCAUCGUCCUGGGUGGGACCACCAUCCACAACACCAGGAGCUUCCUGGAGGAGGUCACAGCCGCAGGAUUCCGCGGUCGAAGCACUGACAGCUCCCAAGUCCCACCAAGGUCCAGCAGCCGACGGUGAAUCCUGAAGGAAUGAGUACUUUUUUGAACAUUCAGAGCUUUCCCAGAGCAGAGCAGGAUGUUCCUGCCCUGCAGCUGGAGCUUCCUCUCCACACCCAGAAUGGCAGCGAACGCUGGAGCUGUUGCUAGCCCAAAGGCAAGGAUGUGCCCCCCACUGCAGCUCCUCAUUGUCCCCUCACAAACAGCUCCAGGACUGGGAUGGCCACCUGAGGAGAGCCUGGGAAAGCCCUUGAAUCCCUGCAGCUCCUGGCUCUUUAUGGGACACACGGGAUGAGUCCCAUGAGGAGCCCAGCGAUGCUGCCCCGUGCUGGGGGAGCAGCUGUGGGGGUGUGGCUGGUGGGCACAGGAGCCCUUUGCUCUGUUAUCUGUAUAUGUUGAAUCCUAUUAAAUCCCCCACUUUGGCCAAA
Messenger RNA from Lonchura striata (white-rumped munia), 2304 nucleotides. RefSeq names its product vacuolar protein sorting 45 homolog (gene VPS45). Gene Ontology annotation, biological process: vesicle-mediated transport. The record is from RefSeq and is a predicted model, not a curated record. NCBI's taxonomy places the organism in Eukaryota, Metazoa, Chordata, Aves, Passeriformes, Estrildidae.